UAACAAACAGAUAAUUCAUUAACGAAAAUGAAGAGCAGGUUCCACAACCUGAGAAGUAUUAAUAUGACAAAUCACGAAAUAGCAUUUAUUUGUGAAACUUAUUUUCAUCCAAAACUAUGUAACUAAGAAACAUAUGUGCAUAAAACAGAUUACUUACUUAUUAAUUGAUUAUAGAAACAAAAAUCUUGAUAGCAUCAUAAACAUAAACAUCUAACCAUGAAAAUUGUACGUAAAUUGGUAUAAUUUGUUAGUAAUGGAGAUAUUUGAGGGGAGUUUUAUAUUCUUGUGCUUGUUUGAGUGACAAUUUUAAACAGUCUCCACUGGAAACAUGAUCAAAUCAAUUACUGAUGAUGAUCUUCAAGGAGAAUUCAAAUUCAAAGGUGCUCUUUUAUCUGUGGUUGGUCUGAUUUUCACAUGGAUCUUGCUGGGACAAUUGAUCAAUCUGCUAUUACAUUUUCUAUGGGUUGUAUGGACCUGCCUUCUGGUAUGCGCAAUUCUAUACCUGCCACUAAUUUGCCAAAAGAAAAUGAAAACGCCAAUUCUAAGGUACAUGUUCACGUCCAGGAAAAAGAUAAUGCUGAGCUCUGUACGCCGCGCAAGGAGACUUCAUGCGAAAUUCAAGGAGAUUGAACACGAUUCUCUGAAAGACUCAGACAAAGUUGAGACGAGUCCACCUGCUAAGCCAAAAGAAACACAGUGGAUUUUUUGUGACACUUUGAAUUGUUUUCCUGAACAAACGACGAGUGAAGCUGUGAAGAGCUUGAUAUAGAGAUAAUUUGACAGAUUUCUAUGGGUUUCAAUUUACUUGUUUGGAUAUUAUACUAAAUUGUGUCACUGGAAAUGUCCGUUUUGUGGGUUGUAAAUACUUUCAAAUCAUAGAUGGGAUAUUAUGUCUAUUGUUGAUUUAUUAAAUUUGUUUCGUUCUGUAACAAACUU
Nilaparvata lugens (brown planthopper) is the source of this 936-nucleotide messenger RNA. RefSeq lists its product as uncharacterized. The record is from RefSeq and is a predicted model, not a curated record. Lineage: Eukaryota; Metazoa; Arthropoda; Insecta; Hemiptera; Delphacidae. The coding region runs from base 329 to 769 and encodes 146 amino acids. The transcript has 3 exons.